UGCCAUACUUCGAUCGAUCUUCUCGUAUCCUUGUGAUCUAGUGCCGUGUACAUGGAAAUGAUGCUUGAGAAAAUCUAUAUAUCGAGCAAGUCAGUACUGGUUUCUCAGUUCAUGCCUGCAGCUAGCCAGAAACCCAGACGGCAGAACUGAUCGGAAGAAAUGAGUUAUCUGCUCAAGACUAGGAGAAGCGAACCAACGCUGCAAAAACCGAUGUCUUCAGAAGAACAGCAGCAAAAGAUAAAUGAGGUCCGGGAGCUCCUCGGCGACCUGCCGUCGGAGAUGCCGAGAUUCCUGUCGGACUCCACCAUCCGCCGCUUCCUCCGCGCAAGGAACUGGAGCCCGGUGCAGGCAGCCAAGACUCUGAAAGAAGCUGUCAAGUGGAGGCGUCAGUACAAGCCAGACAAAAUUCGUUGGGAAGACAUUGCUGAGAAGGAGAACGAGGUUAAGAGAGCGUAUAUACCCGAAUACCUCGACAACAAUGGAAGAGCUGUGUUCGUGUUAAUACCGUCAAUAAAGAGCUUAACAUCAGAAAAGAACUGUUUAAAACAGCUAGUGUACAACCUGGAAACUUUGGCCAUGAGCUCAGAAGGCGCACUAGAAGAAAAUGUUGUUUGUGUAGUUGACUUCCGAGGUUGGACACUAUCAAAUACGCCAUUGGUGGAGACCCGUGAAUCACUGCACGUAAUUCAGAGAUAUUAUCCAGGGUUGAUAGCAGUUGCAAUUCUUUGCAACCCACCGAGGAUAUUUGAAUCCUUUUGGAAGAUCGUCAAUUACUUCAUCGAGCCAAGGAUGAAAGAGAAAGUGAAAUUCGUUUACACCAACAAUUCAGAGAGCCAGAAGACUAUGGCUGAUAUGAUUGACCUGGACAAGCUGGAGUCUGCAUUUGGCGGACGAAACACAUCUGGCGUUGACAUCGUCAAGUACGCUGAGAGAAUGCUAAGAAGAGAUAAGAUUAGAGGAGCUUCGACGCAUGCAAACGACAACACCUCUUCUUCCUAGAACUUGAGUUCUUGUAAAGAGUGCAUGAACUCUACCGUCAGCAACUAAGCUGGACGAAGAUGACUGCGCCAUGGAAGUUCAGUGAUCUGAUCAAACAACUUAAAUCUCGAUAGUCAUGAAAGCCCAGGAUGUUCAUGAUUUGUUACGUGAAGUUUUUUCGCAAAAGAUUGUUAGAGUAUGCACCUAGCAUACUAUUUUCUAUGGGACAAGUGAACGUGCAAUUUGUGACACUGGAAGUCUGGAACA
Messenger RNA from Phragmites australis (common reed), 1245 nucleotides. Its product is annotated as SEC14 cytosolic factor-like. NCBI's taxonomy places the organism in Eukaryota, Viridiplantae, Streptophyta, Magnoliopsida, Poales, Poaceae. The transcript has 5 exons. The record is from RefSeq and is a predicted model, not a curated record. Bases 160 to 999 code for a protein of 279 amino acids. Gene Ontology annotation, molecular function: phosphatidylinositol transfer activity.